GCUUGCAACGAUAGAUGUUACGUGCAAUAUACAGAAUAGCUGAGGUGUACCGUUGUCGGUUGUGCAACCGAUAGAUAUCGUUCCUGUACCGAUCCGACGGUUGUCGGUACGCGGGAACGGAAUAGCGGCCCAGUGCUUCAUUUAAGCCCGGUUGUUUCAUCUUUCGAUGAAUUUUACCUGUUAGGUAAAAUUUACCGAAAGGUGGAACAAUCGAGCCUUAUAAUCUGCAAACCCCCAAUUUCGAAGACCAUCAGUAUUCAAGUUCAGUCGUUUGGCUGCGAGGCCAAUAACAGAGAAGAAGAAGAGCAGAUUGAAAUAUGGAAAAGGGAAAGGCAAAAAGACAGGCGAAAGCAACAUCAGCCCAAAUUGAUUACAUGGUCGAUUAUUUUGUCCGAUAUCCACAUGUUGCGACAGGGAAAUUUAACAGUCUCCAUGGAAAUGCAGAUUUGAGAGGAUCUUGGGAACACUUAGUGUAAGAUCUUAAUAGUAUGGCAAAAGAUGGAAAAACCAAAGAUGUAAAGUCAUGGAAAGCGACGUGGCAAGACAACAAAACUGCGGUCUCUCAAAAAGUAGCAAAAAAUCGGGCUAAUCAAACUGCAACAGGAAAUACUGGUUGUCCUUUGAAGUUAGCUGAGCGAGAACAAAAGAUUUUAGGAAUUAUAGGGUUCGAUUAUGUCGAAGGAGUACAAUGUCCUGAUGCUUUUCCAGAAGAACAGUCAAAUGCUAUAGAGUUGCUUCAUCAAGGGCAAGAAAACAUUUUAGAAACCGCUCCUAUUACAAUCACAAUACGAUCUGAUAGCAACACGAUCAAUUUAAUUGAUUCUGAAGUACCAGAAAUAGAAGGAAGCGAAAGUAAUAUCUUUGAACCAACUCCUCAGAUAUUACAUUUGGAAACAGAGGUAAGGGAAUCACCGAUGGAAGAAUUACAAAUGAGAGAAAAGCAAGCAGAAACUUCUCAGGCAAGAAAACCACACGCAACAGUUUCGCAGACUUUUAACAGAAUACAAAAAUCUGCUGGACACCCAAGGCAAAAUGCAAAGUUAGGUACGCAGUUGAUGAACGCAAGGGAAGAUUUUGCCACACUAGCCGAGCGUCAAAUUACGUGUAUGGAGAUAUUCGCCAAAGCAAUGGAAAAAAUAGCUGAUAAUGAUAAAGAACGAAACGCUAUUCUGCAUUCUUUAAUAGAACAUGAAAAGGCUCGAGAAAAAACUUAUCUGGACUUGACUCAGAUUAUAAAAGACUGUGUUAAAGCUAUGAAAGGAAAAUAA
Molecule: messenger RNA, 1268 nt
Organism: Mycetomoellerius zeteki
Lineage: Eukaryota; Metazoa; Arthropoda; Insecta; Hymenoptera; Formicidae
Exons: 8
Coding region: 489-1268 (259 amino acids)
Source: RefSeq, a predicted model, not a curated record